Molecule: messenger RNA, 1206 nt
Organism: Pochonia chlamydosporia 170
Lineage: Eukaryota; Fungi; Ascomycota; Sordariomycetes; Hypocreales; Clavicipitaceae
Exons: 1
Coding region: 1-1206 (401 amino acids)
Source: RefSeq, a predicted model, not a curated record
AUGACGAAUGAGGAGUACAGAGUCGCACUCGCUGCUGCGACGUUACCAAACACGCCUACCGACCGAACCGACGAGCGACACGAUGUGCCUGCGAUCACUAAAGAAGAUUGUGCCGGUUGCGAGAAGUGGCUUCGAGACAUCGGAUUUCUCUACCCAGGGAAAGACGACGAGACGUGGGAGAAAAUCAAGAGCAACUGGAUUGGAUUCAUAGCAGCGACAUGUCGAAUACCCCCGAGCAAAGUGGCGCCUCUGGCACCGAAUCGAAAGAUAGUGCGCUUUUCCUCUAGCGGUACCGUUACGAGCGAGAGUCAAGCGGAGAGAAAUCGCAGAUUCCGCCAGGAUCUUCAGCAACGCAUGAGAAUACAGGCUUCGUUCUGGAACCAUUUGGACGGGCUAGAAGGCCUGACUGAGCGGUGGCCACACAAGGUGUUCGUCAUGAUGAACAGCCAGGACAGAAGCCAGCCAGGAGCAGCUUUCGAGACAUUGGCGGCGAUUUGGGACCUUGGCAAGCGUCGUCGGUAUCAAGCGAUCUGGACGAGCCUUGUGGCCUUCCUUGUACACUCUAACGACGAAGAUACACUAGGGGAAAUGGGUCUGAAGCUGGACGACGACCAGAUCGACGAUAUACUCGAUGUUAAAGAACAGAUUACAUAUGUAGACCUUCUUGGCCUUGAACCAGGGCCAGAUGCGGUUUCUGGGGUCUGGGAUGCGGUACAACGGCUAUUAGUGAAUGCAAUGGAGGAAAAGGAAUCGACCGCUCGGAACAACCCUUUGGUAUGGUGGAUGUGUAUUUUGGUUCGUUCGGCGCUGUCCGGCGAGAUGGACUUUAUCAGCAGCGGAAAGUUUAACAGGAACCCAAUUCCGAUGGAUGUAGACAUGCGAGGACGGAUGGAGGCGAUCGUCCACUAUAGCAAGGUAUUGGCGCUAGAUGCCGCUUUCCAUUCAUGGGAUGUGCAGCAAGAAUGGGUCCACGAAGUGCAGUGCGACCUUAAUUCGGUGGAUAACACUUGGAUAGACGGCGAGAAAGGCGGUCGGCCGGCACCAUCGAUGGACAAGCGGACCUGCUCGAGCGAGGCAUGGCAGUCAGUACUGGCGCACAUCGAGUCGUGCAUCCCAGACUACGUUGGGGCCAAGGAGGGAACGGCCAUGCACAGGAUUCGGAGGUUGGAGGACGACAUGAACUCAUCGCCUGGUGCUGGACAUUAG